AUGGCGCAGGCACGUCACUCCAUCAACGGCUUCUCCCUCUUUGCGAAGGAAAUACAGGAGAAGGAGCGGAUUCUCACAGCUAAAAGUCUGCGGCGCGGGCAUGAGAAUAUGCGGGUUGUCUCACAACGAUGGCGGGAACUCACUCGUGGGGAGCGCCGGCGCUACAACGCACGCGCAAAUGAGAUCGGGGUUCUGAGGACUCACGACAGCGAGAAGUCUUUCAACGACUUCAACUUACUCAUGCGACUUCUGUUUCGCUCCGAUGACGUGGCGAGCGCGGGCGACGAGACCUUUACCGCCCGCAUGGCGAAGAAUACACUGACGCAGCUGAAGUCGGAGCAGAAGGAAAAACUGCGCGAAAAACUGGUGCCCAAGAAGCUCCGCACCGCGAAGAAGACGACGAACUCCGAGCGCGCGCUCCCGAUAGCCUGGUACUUCCCGGAAAUGCGCUACUUUGCGUCUUUUGUGGAGAUGCUGAGAGCCGUCGCGCCGACCCAGAAGGCCCUCUUCACAGCAGUCUCGCGGGUGCUUGAGGUCAACCGGAUUGUCUCAGGUGAUUCCUGGGCAAAUCUGUCGCAGAAGUUUGACGCCCUCACGGAGGAGGAGCGGGAUAAGUUUAGGCCCAUCACCGAUGAGGAUGCGUCUUCCUUCGAGAAGUACUGUGCGUCUCACUGUGCCACCUUCGAUGUGGAGCACUUUGACAUUGUGCGUCUCUUUGCACAGUACCGCGGGCUCGCCACCGCAAAGACCCACCUACCGGAGCCGGAGGCGACGCAGUACAGGAUGCUCAUGGAAUCCGAUCGCUUCCGUGAAAGCUUGUACUUCAAGGCGCUGCGUAACCUGGAGCGGGCCAAGGCGGGGCGGAGCACGGAUCAGGGAACUUACAUCUCUCACAUCCAUCCCGACGGGGUGACGGUCCAGCCAAAGACGUACCUUGUUCAGUCCAGCAUGAGCGACGUUGAAAUCGCCACGCUGCUGGCGGAAACACGGUACGGAAAAUCGGUGUACGACGACGUUAUAGAUCGAGCCCGCUGUUUCCGUCUGGAGAAGGCCAACCGCUUGCUAGCGGAGGCGUACUUGUCGCCGACGCGCGUCAUCAAGAAAAAGGCGGUGAAGAAGACUCCCAAACCAUAG
Messenger RNA from Trypanosoma conorhini, 1134 nucleotides. RefSeq lists its product as uncharacterized. Bases 1 to 1134 code for a protein of 377 amino acids. Lineage: Eukaryota; Euglenozoa; Kinetoplastea; Trypanosomatida; Trypanosomatidae. The record is from RefSeq and is a predicted model, not a curated record. The transcript has a single exon.